AUGGGGACGGAGCGGCCCGAGGAGCCGGGGGGGCGACGCCGCCACCACCACAGCCGCCGGCCGAGGCGCGUCGAGGUCCCCCGGCCCCCAUCCAUCGAGGAGUUCACCAUCGUGAAGCCUAUCAGCCGCGGCGCCUUCGGGAAGGUGUACCUGGGCCGCAAGGCGGGCCGGCUCUAUGCCGUGAAGGUGAUGAAAAAAGCAGACAUGAUCAACAAAAACAUGGUUCACCAGGUCCAGGCAGAGAGGGAUGCACUGGCUCUCAGUAAAAGUCCUUUCAUUGUGCACUUAUACUACUCACUUCAGUCAGCUAAUAACAUCUACUUAGUGAUGGAGUACCUUAUUGGUGGUGAUGUCAAAUCUCUUCUCCAUAUUUAUGGAUAUUUUGAUGAAGAAAUGGCUGUUAAGUAUAUUUCUGAAGCAGCAUUGGCCCUUGACUAUCUUCACAGGCAUGGGAUAAUCCACAGGGAUCUGAAGCCAGACAACAUGCUCAUUUCUAAUCAGGGCCAUAUAAAGUUGACAGACUUUGGGCUUUCCAGAGUUACUCUGAACAGAGAGAUAAAUAUGAUAGAUAUCCUUACUACACCAUCAAUGGCAAAGCCAAAACAGGACUAUUCGCGUACUCCAGGACAAUUGUUGUCUCUUAUCAGUUCUCUGGGCUUUUAUUCUCCUGUUGGAAUGAAAAUGCCAGCGCACAAUUCAAGUCAAUCAUCUGACAGUUUGCAUGGAGUGGUUUCUCCCUUACCUAUGGUCCAGAAGGAAAAUACCCCUCUUUCAACUAAAUUAUUCAAAACAUAUCUUGAUAAUUCUCAAUUAACGCCUGUGAUGCCAGCAAGAAGUUUGACUCCUACUCUACUUCAGUCAAGAAAGAGGUUUGGUCCUUGCAGUGUUAGUAGUGAGUCACACACACACCUGUCCAGUGUGGAAUCAGAAUGCUGCAGCAGCCCCAGGCGGGAGAAAGAUGUAGAGCACAGUGAAGAUGAACCUAGUUCUGCAACGUGCAAAACAAAUAACAGUGGGUCAGCUCUCCCUUCGAACAUUGAGUUAACAAAUAGCAAAAGUAUUGAAGUUUUAAAGAAAAAAGAACUUGAGUCUGCUGUUUCUCCCAUUGUCAGAAAUGAUUCUGGCUGUAGGCAGAAGUUGGGAAGUGAACAUUCGAAUAUAACAGAUACAUUUUCUUACUGUGCCUUUCACAUCCAGUGUGGUUAUGGGAGUAUUUCUGAAAAGACUUGUGAAGAAAACGUCUGUGUAAAUAAAAAAAAGAUAACUGAUGAAACAGCAGAAACUUCCGGUCCACAACAGUCAUCUUCAAGGCAGAAUGAGCCUUUCAAAGAGCAAGAAAUUUUUGAAAAGCCAGGUGUUAAAAGAGGCUUUGAAUUAGUUGAUACCAGUCCUUGUCAGGAACUUAACUAUGUUAAAAAAAGCAAUGCAGAAUAUAAGCGUGGCUGUCACAUCUCAGAAUUUUCAGCAAACAAUAGGACGGGUUUGACAACAGACAUUCAGUCCUUACUGCUCUGUAAUGAUGGAUGCCCACGUGACACCUGCAAAAGCGAGGAGGAAGUUAAGUGUUCUAUUAGCAACCAGCAAACAGAAAGAUCACUUACUCCAACUAUAGCCAAAAAUCUUAUGUGUGAUCUGGAUGCAGACUACAGAAAGGAUGAUGGAAAGGAGUACAUGAACUCAAGUUUUCUAGACACUGACGAUGAAAAACCUUUAGGAAUCCUCAGUGCAGAUUCUGAUGUAUUUACCGACAUGUCUGUUACAGAAAGCCAUUUAGAAAAGCAGCUUUUAGAUUUGGACAAAAGUGUUAAAGACCUCUCCUUUGAGGAGCCAAAACCUGAAGGUGCGCUGAUAACAUCACCAAAGUCCCAAGAUGCCUCACGAAGUGGAGAGGAAGCACAUACAGUCCAGGACUGCAAGCUGUUACAUCAUGAGAAGGAUAAUGACCAGAAACACGGGGAAGGAGCUUACCUUAACACAGUAUCUCCUCCUUCAGAAAAGAUGAUGGAAGCACUGAGUCUCUUAAAAAAAAAUGCUGUUGUUUUUCGAAGUUAUAAUAGUCCGAUUAAUAUGUCCAAUGUAUCUGAGCCGUGUAGCAUGGCUUCUUUAGAUAUAAUGGAUCUUUCACCUGCUUGUAGUGGCUCUUACCCCACGGCUAUCACUCCGUCACAGAAAGGAAGGCCAUAUCAGACCUAUCAGACACCUCGUCAGGGGGAUGCUGGCACACCAUAUCGGACUCCGAAGAGUGUAAGAAGAGGAGCUGCCCCAGUAGAAGGUGAACGCAUCCUAGGGACCCCAGAUUACCUGGCACCAGAGCUGCUUUUGACAAAGCCUCAUGGUUCUGCUGUAGACUGGUGGGCCCUCGGAGUUUGUCUGUUUGAGUUUCUAACUGGAAUUCCACCUUUUAAUGAUGAAACACCAGCACAGGUUUUCCAAAAUAUUUUGAAAAGAGAUAUUCCCUGGCCUGAGGGUGAAGAAAAGCUGUCUGAUAAUGCCCAAAAUGCAAUAGAUAUUCUUCUAACAAUUGACACUACUAAAAGAGCUGGACUGAAAGAGCUGAAACAUCACCCCCUCUUUCACAGUGUGGACUGGGAUAAUCUGCAGAAUCAAACCAUGCCGUUUAUACCUCAGCCGGAUGAUGAAACUGAUACCUCUUACUUUGAAGCAAGGAAUAAUGCUCAGCACCUGACUGUGUCUGGAUUUAGCUUGUAGCAUCAAGAUAAGUGAACAUUCUCCAUGGUUUUGCACAUUUACAGGUUAUCUGGUAACACUAGUUUGGUCUUAACUAAGUUUCCUUGCCAAAUUUAGUGUGUUUUACAUGACCAGUCUUUUUAUUAUAGUCUCCUUUAUUCUAAAGUGAAACUAUUGUAUGUAACUGGUAUCAAGUGCCUUUAGUGGGCUCACUGCACCUUACUAAGAAGCCAGAGCAUUGAAUGUCUUGGAGCUGGUAACUCUUGACAAUGAUGGGGCUUUUGCAUAGCAAUGAGUAAUUCCAGUUAGGAGGUGUGAUGUUAUUUCCCAGCUAAACAUAAUAUGGAAAGGACAAAAAUGCAUACUAACUGUAUCUAUUGGCAGUUUGCUGUGAUGACAGGCUGGGUUGGAAGCACUCCUUUAACUCUGUUAAAUAAAUCCUCUGCUCAAAUUGUUGCAUUGUAACCACUUGGGCUGUACGAAGCUGGACUCAACAUACAUUUUAGCAGUUACUAGUUUUACCUAGAAAAUGCCCAGUGUGUGUGUGCUCACUGGUGUCAGAUGUCAGCUAACAGGUGGUUUUGGUUUUUAACAAGUGAAGCAGUAUUCAUUCUGAAGCUGCUAUAUACUGAAGACUAUUAUGUACUGCAAACUCACAGAUUGUUCUGCAAACUCACAACGACAGCUUAGAUUUUUACUAGAACGUAAGAUAGAAGUGUAUAUUCAGUAUUAUAAAUCUGAAUUAGAUUAAAGUAUACUUAUCCCUAUCUUUAAAUGCAACACAAAACUUGUAUCUGCUAGGUUUCAGAGGUUUAUUUUUAGAUAAUCCUGUUUAAAUAAUCUUCAGUAUUUUUGUUGCGUAGGUAUCUUUCUCUGCUAACUGAAUGAAGAUUUUAAUUUUUCAGGUUUGUACUUGUUA
Molecule: messenger RNA, 3607 nt
Organism: Manacus vitellinus (golden-collared manakin)
Lineage: Eukaryota; Metazoa; Chordata; Aves; Passeriformes; Pipridae
Gene: MASTL
Product: microtubule associated serine/threonine kinase like
Exons: 12
Coding region: 1-2709 (902 amino acids)
Biological process (GO): peptidyl-serine phosphorylation; intracellular signal transduction
Cellular component (GO): nucleus
Molecular function (GO): ATP binding; protein serine/threonine kinase activity
Source: RefSeq, a predicted model, not a curated record